UUAAUUCGACCACAUCGAACCAAUUUAUGACAUGAAAAUUGAAACGGACCGGUUUUUCAGAGACCCAGCCCAAUUGUUGUUCACCACACCUCCACCCUCGCUGUGGGUUUUGCGAACAGCAUCUAAUUUAAUACGGAGUAGCAGCUAGAGAGAGAAGGAAAACCUAUCCCUAAUGCUAUGUUUUAAAUUAAAUAUUUUCUUAAAUUAUAUAACUAAUACAUCAUCUUUGAUUGUGUCUAUCCAUCGCUUCUUCUCCACCUUCAUCUAAUUUUUUCCUUUAAUUGCAUAAGUUAGGUCCUCUAUGGAUACCCUCGAAGGGUUGAAUCUCAGAAAGUACUCCCCUGGGGAGUUAAAAGAUUUUACCGAUAAUUUUAGUGGAACAAACCUGUUUGGAGAAACCCAAUUCGGCAAAGUGUAUCGAGGAAAAACUCAGCAAGGUCAGGAUGUGACUCUGAAGAUUUGGGAAGAUGUAGGAGAUUUUCCUGUUGGCCGGGAUGAACACCGUUCCCAAUUGAUGAAGGAAUGCAUCUUUCUAAUGGAGCCAAGUGUCCGCCAUCAUCCAAAUCUGGCAAAACUGUUGGGAUAUUGCUGUGAAGAUACUCUAUUGGGUGUUGUUUAUGACCUAAAACCUUUGGAUACAGUUCACAACCUCAUUGCUAAAGAUCACUUUUCCUGGCUCCAUAGAGUUAAGGUGGCAAUUGAUCUUGCUCGUCUGCUUGAGUUUUUACAUGGUGUGGAACCGCCAUACCUGGUUCGCAAUUUUGGUCCUCCACAUAUAAUGCUUGAUCAGGAUUACAACCCAGUACUAUUCGACUUUGGUAUUAUAACUGGUGGAGUUUUUGGUAAAAACCAAAGAAUCCCAAAUAUUUUCACUCUUGGAUUGGAAGGUUAUUUUGAUCCCACUAUUACUCUUACAGUCUCUUGGACCUUGUCAAAUCUCUACUUCUGCUCGUCAUUCGUCAACACAAGGGACUUUUUAAAAAAACGUAAAUGGCUGGAUAAAAACGAUGCCUAUUCAUUUGGCGCGGUACUUUUGGAGCUCAUAUCCAAAAGACUCUAUGAGAGGGGCCAAAUGAGUCCAAAUCCUGUAUUCCGUUGGGCCAAUAUUGAAUAUGUGAAGAAGAAGAAGAAACAUAAGAAAUUAUUCUUUAGCUUUGGCCCCUUGAAGUUCUCUGUCGUGCACGGUAGCCUUGAAAAAGAUUCUAAUUUCAGUCAAAAAGAUGGAUACAAAAUUACUAAGCUGGGGAUCCGCUGUGUGCAAGGGUUGAGCUUAACAUCUCGCCUAAAAAUGCCAGAAGUUGUUCAAUGUUUGCUUAGUUUAGAUGUUCUUCGUCACCUUAAUGAUAAGGGUAAUUAAUCUGAUGCUUCUAGGUGCUAAUGGUGCCCUCUACAGGUAGAAAAUUCAGUUUAAUUACCUCUGAAUAGUGAUCUAUGGUCUCCAAGCUAACUUUAUGAUGUUGGAAAACUCUGAUAACUGCAACAUGUUGCAUGUAACUAGAAUUACCUACUUUCAUCUAAUUUUCCUUUUCUUAUAUGACGAGACUAGACUGAUCUAUAUGUUUAUAUCAUAAUCAUACGGUUCAUACCAUUUAAAUUGUAUGGUAUGAUUAUUUGUGUUUAUGGUGAAUGUAGAAAUCUGCAGGUAUUCAAUGGUAGGAUCAAUUCCUUGAUCAACCUAAUAUUUUUUUGUGCACAAAA
This is a messenger RNA of Cornus florida, 1698 nucleotides long. Its product is annotated as probable serine/threonine-protein kinase PBL10. The transcript has 6 exons. Lineage: Eukaryota; Viridiplantae; Streptophyta; Magnoliopsida; Cornales; Cornaceae. Gene Ontology annotation, biological process: protein phosphorylation. The record is from RefSeq and is a predicted model, not a curated record. Gene Ontology annotation, molecular function: ATP binding; protein kinase activity. Bases 302 to 1357 code for a protein of 351 amino acids.